Molecule: messenger RNA, 605 nt
Organism: Neoarius graeffei (lesser salmon catfish)
Lineage: Eukaryota; Metazoa; Chordata; Actinopteri; Siluriformes; Ariidae
Product: hemoglobin subunit beta-like
Exons: 3
Coding region: 86-532 (148 amino acids)
Biological process (GO): oxygen transport; hydrogen peroxide catabolic process
Cellular component (GO): haptoglobin-hemoglobin complex; blood microparticle; hemoglobin complex
Molecular function (GO): oxygen binding; organic acid binding; oxygen carrier activity
Source: RefSeq, a predicted model, not a curated record
AAAAAGAGCCCCGCAGCAAAAUAGGUAAAGAUUCUUUCACAAGAGGUUUUGCUCAAGAAUUCAGAGAAUUCACUAAGGCAUCAAUAUGGUUCACUGGACAGAACACGAGCGCCAUGUCCUCAGUGACCUGUGGGGAAAAGUCCAUCCUGAAGAAGUCGGACCCCAGGCCCUGAUCAGAGUUCUGGUUGUGUAUCCAUGGACCCAGAGAUACUUCUCUUCUUUUGGCAAUCUAUCCAAUCCCGCAGCCAUCGCAGGAAACGCCGAGGUGAUUAGACAUGGAAAGGUGGUCCUUGUUGGUGUGGACAAAGCUCUGCACCAUUUGGACACCAUUAAGAGCGAGUUCACCUCCCUGAGUAAGCUUCACUCUGACACACUGCACGUGGAUCCCAGCAACUUCUCGCUUCUUGCUCACACCCUCACCGUUUCUGUGGCCGCAAAGUUGGGACCCAAAGUCUUCACCGCUGAAGUGCACGAGGUUUGGCAGAAGUUCCUGAAUGUCGUCGUGGCUGCUCUGAGCACGCAGUACCACUAAGCAAGCAUCAGUAUAUAAAGAUGUGCAGGUCUUUCACUCUGUGACUAGAACAUGAAAUAAACACUUAAAAACA